AUGCGCCACGAAGUAAAGUGCUUAUAGACCAGUCUUUUGGAUACGUUCCCGUUCCAAAUUGACUUAAACCCAAAAUAAAUCGAUGCAAAUCGUUUUAUUAUUAGAUCCUUUGAGGGUGACCCUGGGUUCGAUAACUUGAUUAAUUUCGAAAGCAUUAUCAAUUAUUGA
Molecule: messenger RNA, 168 nt
Organism: Tetrahymena thermophila SB210
Lineage: Eukaryota; Ciliophora; Oligohymenophorea; Hymenostomatida; Tetrahymenidae
Exons: 1
Source: RefSeq, a predicted model, not a curated record